GCGGGAAACCCAAAGACGGAGUCAUCUCACCCGUUACGCGACUCAUCAUCAACUCUUUUGAUUGAUUUCCCAUCCAAUUCCUUUCCUUUUUUUCCCCAAUUCCAGAAACCCUAGAAUCUCUCCAUCCCCAAUUUCGCGAGCUUUCUUUCAUUCUCUGAUCGAAAGCUCGCAUCUUUUUGAAGCCAUGGACCGCCAAUUCAAAUUAUUCAAUUCCAAUCCUCCCUUGUCUCUCCUCCAAACCUUCGUCCUCUUCACCACCCUCCUCUUCCUUUCCUCCUUCCCCGCCGUCCGAUCCGACGAGCAAUUCUCCGCCAUCCGAUUGCCCUCCGACGCCGACACGGGCGCCGAUCCAUGCGGAAAGUCGUUGGAGCGCCCGCCGUCAUGUCCUGUGAAAUGCUUCCGAACCGACCCGGUCUGCGGCGUCGACGGCGUCACCUACUGGUGCGGCUGCGCCGAUGCCCGGUGUGCCGGCACCAAGGUCUCCAAAUUAGGUUUUUGUGAGGUCGGAAAUGGCGGUUCUGCGCCUCUCUCCGCUCAGGCUCUGCUUUUGGUGCAUAUUGUUUGGCUCAUCGUCCUCGGAUUUUCCGUCUUGUUCGGACUUUUCUGAUUGAAUUUGUUUCCGGGCCAGAUUUCUUUGAUUCAUGGUACGAGGUUGGUUGUAGUUUUCUCUUGAAAUUCUUUGCCGUUGUAUCAUUGUAGUGAGAGGAUCAGAGAUUUGUGUAUCGAUUUGUAUAUGCGCGGAGUUUUCGAUGUACUUAUGUAAUCUUCUUGUAGAUUCCAAAUUCUUUUGGUGUAAACAUUCUAUUGAAAUUUGAUUAUUGACAUUCAGAUGAUUGAUGGUUCACAGAAAAUUUUUACUUGUUUUAGUUUUAUAUGCAAUGCUCAAACACUCGGAAAGAUGAACCAAAU
Molecule: messenger RNA, 909 nt
Organism: Morus notabilis
Lineage: Eukaryota; Viridiplantae; Streptophyta; Magnoliopsida; Rosales; Moraceae
Exons: 1
Coding region: 185-607 (140 amino acids)
Source: RefSeq, a predicted model, not a curated record